CCAUUACAUCCAUCCAUCAUUGUCGCUCGACCCCUCCAUACAAAACCUCAUUCUAAUCAAAGCAAACUCAUUCCAAGCUCGCCUUCAUUUUCUCCCCAGAAAUAUAAUCUUUUCUUUUUCUAUAACUAUACCCUCUCUGUCUGUCUGUCUGCCUGCUCAAAAUCCAAGAAACUUUAGAUUCCCCCGCAAGUCGUGGAACGAACAAAUUGAAGAUGGGUUGUUUGUCGGAGAGGUUUUCUUCAUUCUUCAAUAACAGAUGGCUGGUUUUUGUGGCUGCAAUGUGGAUACAAUCUUGUGCUGGGAUUGGGUAUUUAUUCGGUAGCAUCUCCCCCACGAUCAAGACUUCUUUGAACUAUAAUCAAAGGCAGGUUGCCAGGCUUGGGGUGGCCAAAGAUUUAGGGGAUAGCGUUGGAUUUUUGGCUGCCAGUUUAUCUGAGAUUUUGCCCUUGUGGGGUGCUGUUCUUGUUGGUGCUAUUCAGAAUUUUGUUGGAUAUGGUUGGGUCUGGCUUGUUGUCACGGGUAAAGUUCCCGUUUUGCCGUUAUGGGCUAUGUGCAUUCUUAUCUUUGUGGGAACAAACGGUGAGACCUAUUUCAAUACAGCAGCUCUCGUCUCUUGCGUGCAAAAUUUCCCCAAAAGUCGUGGUCCCGUUGUGGGAAUACUUAAGGGCUUUGCGGGGUUGGGUGGAGCAAUUUUGACUCAGAUAUAUGCACUGAUGCAUUCUCCUGACCAUGCUUCUCUGAUAUUUAUGGUUGCUGUUGGCCCAACAAUGGUGGCUAUUGCUCUGAUGUUCAUCAUCAGGCCUGUGGGAGGUCACAAACAACUAAGGUCGUCCGAUGGGUUUAGUUUCUCUAUUAUUUAUAGCAUAUGCCUUCUUUUGGCUGCUUAUUUGAUGGCGGUCAUGCUUGUGGAAGAUUUAGUUGAUUUAAGCCCAACUGUUAUUACAAUCUUCACGCUGAUUCUAUUUGUUCUUCUGUUGAUUCCCAUCGCUAUCCCUGUCACCCUGAGUUUUUCUUGGGAGGCAAGAUCAUCGGUGGAAGAGGCACUUCUACCUGACCAACAGAAACAAGAGACUGACAAAUCUGAAGAAGCUCAAGAUAUCAUAUUUAGCGAAAUUGAAGAUGAAAAGCCAAAAGAAGUAGAUCUACUUCCUGCAUCCGAGAGGCAAAAGAGAAUUGCUCAACUUCAGGCAAAACUUGCCCAAGCUGCUGCAGAAGGAGCAGUUAGAAUCAAGAAAAGAAGGCCACACAGAGGGGAGGAUUUCACUUUGAUGGAGGCAUUGAUAAAGGCAGAUUUUUGGCUUAUCUUUUUCUCCCUUCUCUUAGGCUCUGGUUCCGGUUUGACUGUGAUUGAUAAUUUGGGACAGAUGAGCCAGUCUUUGGGCUAUGAUAAUACUCAUGUAUUCGUUUCCAUGAUCAGCAUUUGGAACUUUCUUGGCCGUAUUGGUGGUGGUUACUUCUCUGAGAAGAUCGUCAGCGAUUAUGCAUAUCCAAGGCCCGUAGCUAUGGCUGCUGCCCAAGUCAUAAUGGCGAUUGGGCAUUUCUUCUUUGCUAUGGGUUGGCCCGGGGCAAUGUAUGUUGGAACUCUUCUUGUCGGGCUUGGCUAUGGAGCACACUGGGCAAUAGUACCAGCUGCUGCCUCCGAGUUGUUUGGCUUGAAAAAGUUUGGGGCUUUAUACAAUUUUCUUACUCUAGCAAAUCCCGCUGGUUCUUUAGUAUUCUCUGGUCUCAUUGCCAGUAGCAUAUAUGACAGAGAAGCAGAGAAACAAGCUCAUGCGGGCAAUCUUGGGCGACGUAGUUUAUUAUCUUCUUUUUCAAGUUUCGUCCACGCAGAAGAACCUCUAAAGUGCAAUGGCGCCAUUUGCUUCUUCCUAACUUCGUUGAUCAUGUCGGGGCUCUGCAUAAUUGCUGUUGUUUUGAGUAUGAUUCUUGUUUAUAGAACAAAGACAGUUUACGCUCACCUUUACGGUAGAUCUCGGAGGUAACUUGAGAAAUGCUGAGGGGGAUGAGGUUUACGGUUGGUGAUUCCUGAGAAGCUAUUUGGAGUUGGUCUAAAUGGUAUAGAAUUAUUUGUGUGUUUGUCUUGUGUAUCUGGAGGUUUCAUAAUAUAGCUGAUAUACCAUAUUCUUUCAGGGAACCAUGUGGUGGUUGAGUGAGAUUAUUUAGUGUGUUUUCUGUCUGUAUUUUAUAUUCUUUGGACAUACUGUUUGGCAAAUUUUGAUCUCCAAAGACAGAUUGUGAGAUGAAAUUAGUGUUGGUUUGUAAUAAGUCUCAUGCCUAUCCCUAUGGUUAUGGC
Messenger RNA from Sesamum indicum (sesame), 2293 nucleotides. RefSeq names its product protein NUCLEAR FUSION DEFECTIVE 4. The record is from RefSeq and is a predicted model, not a curated record. NCBI's taxonomy places the organism in Eukaryota, Viridiplantae, Streptophyta, Magnoliopsida, Lamiales, Pedaliaceae. Gene Ontology annotation, cellular component: membrane.